AUGAACCAUAUAGUAUUCAGUGUGCUUUUCCUUGUCGCUCUUUGUACUGCUGAGUGCUCGGAAAGGAAAAUGAGGAAGUUACCACUUGUUUUCAAGGAGUGUGAAAAGAAGUACGACAGCUGCGAGUGUACACAACGAAAAGUCUUUUAUUUAACCGAAUCAGAGUGCACUGACACAGAAGAGUACAAAGAACUCAAACCAGUUGCGGACACAUGCACAGUCAAUGAAAAUUCUUGCAAAUAUAAAGACGACUACGAAUGCAGAAUCGUCCACUCGGGGUGCCUUGACGUCGUUUCUCUUAACCUCGGAGGUGACAAACUGACCUGCCUCAACAAAUUCACAGAGUGCCUAAAGAAGGUUCACUGUGAAUCCUCUCCGUUGUACAUCCAAGCCGACGAAAUCGUCCAACACCCAGAGAAAUUCACUGAACAACUUAAGGUUGUCAGAAAGACAGAAGAAGAGGUCACAAAAGAAUUGGACCCAAAGGAAGAGAAGGAGGACAAGAAGCCACAGGACAAACCCGAGUUAUAA
Entamoeba invadens IP1 is the source of this 531-nucleotide messenger RNA. RefSeq lists its product as hypothetical. The transcript has a single exon. Lineage: Eukaryota; Evosea; Mastigamoebida; Endamoebidae. The coding region runs from base 1 to 531 and encodes 176 amino acids. The record is from RefSeq and is a predicted model, not a curated record.